Messenger RNA from Setaria italica (foxtail millet), 1638 nucleotides. RefSeq lists its product as uncharacterized. The transcript is spliced from 15 exons. Lineage: Eukaryota; Viridiplantae; Streptophyta; Magnoliopsida; Poales; Poaceae. The record is from RefSeq and is a predicted model, not a curated record. The coding region runs from base 143 to 1348 and encodes 401 amino acids.
AGACGCAAACGGAAGCGAUAGACGCGACGCGCCACCGGGGCGGCGUGCACGUGACGGCGCAGCCUCUCCCCGUCCAACCAUCUCCGGCCGGUGCCGCCCAAAAAAAUUCGCCCCCACACGAAUCCUAGUAUCCAACGGAGUCAUGGUGGAGGUGGGCAGCGCCGUGCGGGCACAACCCACCUGGGCUCCAGCCGCCGCGCGAGGCAGGAGAUCCCGGGGCCAGGCCUCCGCCGCCCUCGCCAUCGCCUCCGCCCCCGCGGCCCGCUGGGUCCGGUGCCGCGCGAUGGAGCGGCCGCCGACCGUCCGCAUGGUCACCAUCCCCUUCGCCGACCUCAAGGAGAGGGACAAGGACCUGGGCGACAAGAUCGAGGAAGGCCUCGGGCCCCAGGGGCUCGGCAUCAUCUCCAUUGCCGGUGUGCCUGGUUUCCCCGAGCUGAGGAAAAGCCUGCUGCGCUUGGCACCAAGGAUUGCAAACCUUCCUGAAGAUGUGAAGAAACAACUUGAAGACUCAGACAGCAGGUAUAAUUUUGGGUGGAGUCAUGGGAAGGAGAAACUUGAGUCCGGGAAACUUGACACAUUCAAAGGUUCCUUUUAUGCGAACCCCAUUUUGGAUGUCCCUACUAUGGAUGAUGCGGUUGUAAGUAGGUAUCCAUCAUAUUGCCGACCAAAUAUAUGGCCAACCGACAGUCUUCCUGAACUUGAAAUAGCAUUUAAAGCUCUUGGAAAGCUGAUGAUGGAAGUUGGUUUGAUGUUGGCUCAUCACUGCGAUCGCUAUGUAAUGCAGCAAGGAGUGGGAUCAUAUGAUGGUGACAGUCUUGAGCAGACAAUUGCCCGUUCAAGGUGUCACAAGGGCCGUCUGUUGUACUAUUUUCCGAGACAGUUAAGCAAACAGACAGAAGAAGUUGAGUCUGUUUCAUCAUGGUGUGGAUGGCACACCGAUCAUGGAUCUCUAACAGGGCUCACAUGUGGACUGUUUACAAAAGAUUCUGUGGAGGUACCGUGUCCUGAUAGUGCAGCUGGGCUAUACAUCCGGACUCGUGAUAAUCAAGUCGUUAAGGUUGUGUUUGACGAGGAUCAGCUGGCUUACCAAAUUGGGGAAACUGCUGAAAUACUAUCAAGAGGUUAUCUAUGUGCAACCCCACACUGUGUGCAGGCACCCAGCAGUGAAAAUGCUUCCAAUGUUGACCGCUCUACUUUUGCACUGUUCAUGCAACCAGAUUGGAAUGAGAAGCUGGAGUUUCCAAGCGAAAUCCCCUAUCACCAAGAGUUGAUCCCACCAAAUGAAACACUUACAUUCGGGGAGUACUCAAAAAGGCUAGUGAACAAGUAUUACCAGGCAGCAAUGUGAAGCAUUACCACAAGAAAAGCUCCUGUAUACACAUUCGUACCAUCAAAUGGGUUCUAGCUUUGGUGCAAACUCUUCUAAAAAAAAACUUUGGUGCAAACUCUCUGUACAGGUAUAGCCAAUUAGCGAAUACCAGAGCUGCAGACGCAAACUCGAAUGACUCGCAGCUCACAAUAGUGUACUAGCAGUUAUUAAACUCCCUCGUGUUGUUCUUAUUUUUUUAUUGGGACUCCCUCGCGUGUUCUGAUGUAAUUAAUGGUGAAAUUGCUAGAUGAAUAAACGAAAGUGUACAA